Molecule: messenger RNA, 4198 nt
Organism: Gopherus evgoodei (Goodes thornscrub tortoise)
Lineage: Eukaryota; Metazoa; Chordata; Testudines; Testudinidae
Product: protein NYNRIN-like
Exons: 2
Coding region: 454-2025 (523 amino acids)
Biological process (GO): DNA integration
Molecular function (GO): RNA-DNA hybrid ribonuclease activity; nucleic acid binding
Source: RefSeq, a predicted model, not a curated record
AAUUAGGUAAGCUCCAGGGGGAAACGGGCCCUAUUUGGCCAACAAACUGGCGACUCCGCCGGGACUUCUCUCCCUGUAGAGGGCGCUGACCGACGACCGAGGGCGAUUCCGAGGAGUGGCCACCUCGAGCUAUUGGUUCGCUCGGGCCUCGGGGCGUUGUGAUCGGUCGGGGCGGCCGCGUCCUCUCUAAAGAGAAUUCCUAACGACACGGAGGCAAGACGGUGCCAGAAGGAGGGGAAGGUCCAACAGCCGGACGCGGCCACUCCGGGUGAUUUACCCUGGCCCAACCCCGAUAUUGAGGUCUAUGUAGAUGGAUCCAGUUAUGUAGAAGAAGGGAAGCGGUUUACAGGAGCAGCUGUCAUAGUUAAAGAAGGAGAAGUGUAUAAAUUUAAGCUAAGCCCCAACCUAUCUGCCCAGGCGGCGGAACUGGUGGCUCUUAUUGAGGCUCUCCGGAUGGGAACUGGAAAGGUUAUUAACAUAUAUACUGACAGUCGUUAUGCAUACAUGGUGGUACAUGCUCAUGGAACCUUAUGGAAGGAAAGGGGUUUCAUUACGGCCUCAGGUCAGAAGAUAGCCCAUGGGGCUCUUAUUAAGACACUACUUGAAGCCUUGAUGCUUCCCCUCCGGGUUGCAGUAAUACACGUGCGUGCACAUGGGAGGGCCCCUGAGACUGAACAACGGAAAUAUAAUCGAUUAGCUGAUCAGGCUGCCAAAGCAGCAGCACAAGAAGGAGCUAUAUGGCUUCUUUGGGUCCAAGAUACAGAAGCCAAAACCCCUGCUCCCCAUUAUACAGUAGAGGAAGUGUCUUACGCCCAAGCUGCAGGAGCCCAGUUAACUCCCACUGGGUGGUGGAAGUUGCCGGGAGGGGAAAUUUUUGUACCUAGACCAGUGCUUCAGGAGAUUCUCCAAUCACUACAUAAGGAGGGACAUUUGGGCUCAGGAGCCAUGGUUGACCUAAUCACCCGAUCCGUACGGGGAAUAGGUGCACACAUGGAAGCCCAAAGAAUUGUAAAUAAUUGCUCUAUUUGUCAGCGAACAAACCAAAAAGGGUGCGGUCCACCUGCCCCAAUGGGAGGUCGGCCUUGGGCUGCUUAUCCUUUUCAGAGAUGGCAAGUGGAUUUCGCUGAGGUCCCCCUUUGUAGGGGUUAUAAGUACCUGCUUGUCUUUGUUGAUCAAUUUACUGGAUGGGUGGAGUGUUAUCCCACACGGCAUUGUCAGGCACGAGCCGUUACCAAAGCUCUGUUACAUGAAAUUCUUCCCCGCUUCCACCUCCCGGAGGUGAUUGAAUCGGACCAGGGAAGUCAUUUUAUUUCCCAAGUAGUACAGCAAGUGUCACGAGCCCUUGGAAUCCAAUGGAAAUUGCACACGCCCUGGAGACCACAAAGUUCGGGCCAAGUAGAGAGGAUGAAUAGAACUCUUAAAGACACUCUCACAAAGCUAUGUGCAGAGUCUGGGUUGAAGUGGCCUGAUGCUUUACCACUGGCCCUUACUCGCAUUCGGAGGGCCCCGCGCAAGGGUUUAAAACUUUCACCCUUCGAAUUAGUCUUUGGGUUUCCUCCCCGAGUACUUAUCCCGGGAUACCGAGAGGAUACAAACUGGGAAGUAGGGAAGGACUCUUUAUGGAAACAGGUUUCUGCGCUGCAAUCUGUUUUGUUACAGUUACACCGAUACGCAGCACCUUUCCAGACUCUUCCUUUGGAACAACCGGUGCAUUCCUUCCAGAUCGGCGAUCAGGUCCUCGUUAAAAAGUGGAAGCGGGAUCCACUCACGCCACGGUGGGACGGUCCGCACACUGUAUCGCUCAUCAGUCAGGCAGCUGUUAAGGUUCUUGGGAGCGACAAGUGGACGCAUCAUUCCCGAGUAAAGCGGUUCCUGAACCUUGAUUCAGAAGAUAGCCAAGCUGAAGAGGACAUCAGCCCUCUGUUCUCUCCGGCUCCGGAAGCCCGGAGAGACACAGGCGAAGACUCUACCUGGGAAUAUCAAGGAUUGGAAGGACUGAAAGGACUGUUUAAAAGACAAAAAUAAUGAGACCAUCCGUUGUGUUUCUGGUCUGUAUGCUUGCUUAUGCAUAUAAUUGGGAAAAUAGAUUUCUGCAAUUAGGGGAAUUAAUAGCAGAUUCUUUUAACCUUACUAAUUGCUGGGUGUGUGGCGGUCCGGGAGAAUUAAAUGAAUGGCCUUGGGUGGCUCAGCCAGUACAGCCCAAAUGGUGGUUAAGUAGCUUGAGCAUAGUACAUAAGGGAACGGGAAGGUGGACUGAAAACCAGGGUCCCUGGCGACUCUAUUCUGCUGGAAUAGGUGUCUUUUGCCUUAAUCGAACAAGACGUGAAGGGAAAUAUAUGGGGGAAAGCAAAUGUGAAUGGACCCUAUCUUUGGGCUUUGAUUGCUGGGAUCCCCAUUGUCGCCCAUAUGAUUGUUUAAAGUACCAAGGACGGUGGAACCUUACCCAUGUAAAGCUAACUAAUAAUAGCUGGGUGAAGUGUUCCUAUUGGAAUCACAGAGGUGAUGGCUGUAAAGCAGUUGGAUUAGAUGGGUAUUUUGAUGCCCUCUUUCUAAGCUGCCAGCGAGACAAUUCCACCGAUAAAAAUCAUGUGGUACGAUGGUAUCAAUGGGCAUGGCAACACCUUAACGGGACCCGAGUUACCCAUUUUCGACAGUUCUGGGCUAGUACCAAUAACCCAAAAUUUGGCUGUAAUUGUGUUUGGAAGCCAGGAGCAGGAGCAUGGAAAUGCGACUAUUGUAACCCUGAUGUAGACCACUUUCUAGGAGGACCUAUAGAAUCAGGUAACGCUCUCUAUUAUGAAGAGCCGGGCCCCGCCGACUCUCCCGAGACCUGGGAUGGCCCUUUCGCUAAUGGAAUAUGGGCGUUAAAGGGUCACUAUUGGAUCUGUGGUUCUUAUGCCUAUCGCAGAUUGCCUCCAAACUGGUCAGGAAUAUGUUACAUAGGAUAUAUUAGACCUUUAUUCUUUCUUUUACCUCAAGCUCAAGGAAAUAAAUUGGGAAUUAAAGUGUAUGAUGAUUUGGUCAGAGAAAAACGAUCUCUAGACUCCACUUUAACAGCCGGAAGUUCCCAAAAUUGGGGAGCUCAAGAGUGGCCCCCUGAACGAAUUAUUAAACAUUAUGGACCGGCCACCUGGAAUCCCAGUGAACUGGUAACCGGGGCCAGAGAACCUAUUUAUAAUCUCAAUCGAAUUAUUAGGCUCCAAGCUAUUUUAGAAAUAGUAACUAACCAAACAGCCGCAGCAUUAGAUCUCCUGGCCGAUCAAUCAACUCAAAUGAGGCAUGCAAUCCUUCAGCAUCAUAUAGCUCUUGACUAUUUGUUGGCUGAAGAAGGGGGACUCUGUGCAAAAUUAAAUGAAUCUAACUGCUGCUUACAAAUAGAUGAUAAUGGCCAGGCUGUAAAACAGUUAACCAAAGAAAUGAGGAAAAUAACCCAUGUCCCAGUACAGACCUGGAACGGUUGGGACACAGAUUGGUUCACCUCCUGGUUACCACAGUGGGGAUGGUUGCGAAAGGGUUUCCCCCUCCUUAUACUUUCUAUCACUGUUCUAUUAACCAUUCUUUGUUUUGCUCCAUGCUUAAUUGCAACGAUUCGCAAGCUAGUUGGUCAAGUUACAUACCAGCAAAUGAUGAUAAUGUUUAAAACUGAAAAUAUUGAGGCGCAAGGCCCAUAAGCUCUUAAAAUGUUUUUAAGGGGGGAAAUUUGAUGGAAAAGGCCCAAACUUUCACAGGCUCAGGCCUGUAUUUUCUCUGCCUCUCAAGCUCAUAUCAUCUUCUCUUUUCCUGGCUUUAGUUUAAAGAUGGGCCUAGGGAUUUAAAUAACAAACAAAACCUAGAAAUCAAGGACAGGACACGUAUCUAGUCUCACAUUUAACCGUGUCAGCUAUUCACUAAUUAGUCCGCUUGGCACAAAAGUAUAUGCAGCUGUUUUCUCAUGUAUUUUCUCAUGUAUUCUCAAAGAUACUUAAUAUCAAAGGUCAAGGUAUGUACCCUACACUCCCUUCAAAAUGAUGAAUGUAUCCGCAACAGAUGUAUCCUAUAUCCCCCUCCCCAUAAUUAUCCAUGUAUUUUGUAUGACCUGUUAUCUAUAGGUCAGUAUCAUGACGUAUAUUAAAGUUGUUUACUACUGAUUAUAAAAGGGGCUCAUGUCCCCCAUGUAAGGUGUGUUCUUCUCUGGCAUUAGUCGGGAAGAAACACCCGC